GUGAGGGACUGUGUCAUGGCGUCCACCUGCAGCAUGCCGAAGACCAUAACGAAAACAUUACCCCGAUUGGUUGUUAUUCUCGGUGCCACUGGCACUGGCAAAUCUAAACUGGCCAUCGAAAUCGGUAAACGGUUGAAAGGCGAAAUAAUAAGCGCCGAUUCGAUGCAGGUCUACAAGGGGUUAGACAUCAUCACUAACAAAGUCACUGUGGAGGAGCAUGCUCAGUGUCCCCAUCACAUGAUCAGCUUCCUGGACCCGCUGGUCAGCAGGUACACCGUGGUGGACUUCAGGAACCGCGCACUCCAGCUCAUAGAGGAUCUUCACCAGCGCCAGAAGCUGCCGAUAGUUGUUGGAGGGACAAACUACUUCAUCGAAUCAUUGCUAUGGAAAGUGCUGAUGGAUAAUACUAGUGACAAUGAAGGUGAAUCACAGCAGCCUUUGAAGCCUUUGAAGAGCCCAGACCCAAAGAUAGCCAUUCAGAAACUAGGACCUUCUGAGUUGCACCGGCGACUGGCGGAGGUGGAUCCCGAAAUGGCAGCCAUGGUGCAUCCCCAUGACACCCGCAAGCUUGCAAGGAGUCUGCAGGUGUUUGAGGAGACGGGAGUGGCCCACAGCAGGCUGCUGGAGCAGCAGAGAGGGCAGGAGGGCGGCGACCAUCUUGGAGGCCCACUGAGGUUCAGGGACACCUGCAUCUUCUGGUUGAAUUCCGAUAUAAAAGCUCUGGAUGAACGGUUAGAUCAGCGCGUAGACGAAAUGCUUUCAAAAGGCCUCAUCGCCGAACUUCAGAAUUUCCAUCUACUUUAUAACCAACAAAGUGUUCAAGAAAACAGCCAGGACUACCAGCACGGCAUUUUCCAGUCGAUCGGCUUCAAGGAGUUCCAUGAGUUUCUUACAGCAGACAAGGACACGAGCGAGGAAGACCUCCAAACACUCAAGCAGAAAGGCAUUGAGGCUUUGAAAAUUGCCACUCGUCGAUAUGCCAGAAGACAGAACAAGUGGGUGCGGAACCGCUUCCUUAAGAGGCCGAGUUCCAAUGUGCCCCCAGUGUAUGCCCUUGACGUCACAGACUUGACACUUUGGGAGGACAAAGUCCUCCAUCCCGCUCUGCAUGUCCUAGAGAGCCUUCAAAAGGGUGAAAAGCCGUCCCUUGAGCCGCUGAGACUGGACAUUGCAGACAAGAACAAGAGGAGCCACCACACCUGUGACCUCUGUGAUCGGAUCAUCAUAGGAGACGCAGAGUGGCACGCUCAUCUGAAGUCAAAAUCCCACCAGCACCAUGUCCGGAAGAAACGAAGGUUAGAAGAAGCAGCAUCCUCAGAGUCACAUGCUAAGCAGGGCAAGGACCAGGACCAAAGAGAUACUGUGUCAACAGAGGAUUUAGUCAAAGCAGCAACUCCCUAGAAGAGCCAAGACAUUCCGUCAGAGAGACGGAAUAGGCAACUACCACCGUUUCCGUGGUAACAGAUAUUGAUUGACAGACAUUUCCCUUGUAGCACGGAGUUCAACUGUACACAUUGUCAUGCAGUUGAACAUGAAGAGGGUGAAGUGAAAAGAGAAAGAGAAAUGUAAAGGAAAAGAGACAGAAGAAGUUUCUUCAGAAAGACAACAUCUCUUGAAAUUUCCCUGUAGGCUUUUUUUUUUUUUACAGACUUUUCCUAAAGCGGGCGUCAUUCCUCUGGGUGAGCCUGGGACUUGUGUUGACUGAUCUACCAUCCGGAAGCAAAAUCCACUUUUAUGGGGUGCUGUACGAGCAUUUUUAAGUUGUUGAAUUAAAAUUCUUAUUUGUGAUUUGA
This is a messenger RNA of Engraulis encrasicolus (European anchovy), 1793 nucleotides long. RefSeq names its product tRNA isopentenyltransferase 1 (gene trit1). The record is from RefSeq and is a predicted model, not a curated record. Lineage: Eukaryota; Metazoa; Chordata; Actinopteri; Clupeiformes; Engraulidae. The transcript has 11 exons. Gene Ontology annotation, cellular component: mitochondrion. Gene Ontology annotation, molecular function: ATP binding; tRNA dimethylallyltransferase activity. Gene Ontology annotation, biological process: tRNA modification. The coding region runs from base 16 to 1401 and encodes 461 amino acids.